Molecule: messenger RNA, 1624 nt
Organism: Spea bombifrons (plains spadefoot toad)
Lineage: Eukaryota; Metazoa; Chordata; Amphibia; Anura; Pelobatidae
Gene: LURAP1
Product: leucine rich adaptor protein 1
Exons: 2
Coding region: 308-1249 (313 amino acids)
Biological process (GO): positive regulation of cytokine production; positive regulation of canonical NF-kappaB signal transduction
Source: RefSeq, a predicted model, not a curated record
GAGGGACCACGCCGCAGCCUGAUCACCACCCUGGGGGAUUUAAACUUGAAAUCUGCAACCUGGCACAGCAGAGAACCAAGAAAACCAUAUGAUCUACAGUAGCCUCUGUCACAUGGCUCAGGGCUAAUUAAGUGUAAAUAACCCCAAAUCAGCAGUAAACUGACAAGUGGGGGAGCUGCAGAAGGUGACAGUCUGCAGUGAAAUGCCCUGGAGGAGCUGCCAGUGAGAUGGAAGCUACAUGGGAUCUGCCUUCUGGUGGGUUGAUGAGUUGAUACUCUAUACUCAGUCACUCUGAGCUGCCCCUGCUAUGGAUCAGUCUGCAGCUGGGAGGCUGGAAGGAAGCUUCAUGGAGGCCACUCCAGAUCUGAGAGACCUGGAGUCCAAGGUGGGAAGAAAGACUCCAGAGGGGUUACUCAGAUGGAUGAGAGAGGAUCCUGUGCUGCACCAUGGAGAAGCUGGGCAAGUCAUCAUGGACAGCAAAGACCAGGGUCUUGGAGACAAGAUCAAGGCUUUAAAAGUGGAAUUGGCCUGCUUGAGAGCCAUCGAUGUGAAGAUACUUCAUCAGUUGCUGGCUGUUAACGAAGGGAUCGAAGCCGUGAAAUGGAUCCUCGAGGAGAAGGGAAACCUAACCAGCCGUUGCAGUAGCUUGACCAGCAGCCAGUAUAGUUUAGCGGAAAGCCAGGAAACUUCCCGUCGCGGAAGUUGGAAUAGCCUUCAGGACCCCACAGACAAGCUGGACAGCAUCUCCAUCGGUAGUUAUCUGGACACUCUUGCCGACGAUCUGGAUGAAUACAGUCUGAGCACCAGUGAGCCAAUUGUCUCUUCCACCCCUCAUCGCCACGGACUUCCUUUAAACACCCCUGACCAAGGUGUUGGAGAAGGGUUAUCGGGUGCUCUUCACUCGAGAGCAGAACGAGAGAAAGCCAAACUCGACAGGGAGGGCAUCCAAGCCGAUAAUAUGUCUACAACGGGCAAUGGGCAAUUUUUAGGAGAUAAAUCUAGAAUGCCUAAGCAGAUGGGGCUUUUGCAAGCUGCUCAUGUGACCCAAACCUCAAACAGAUCCUUGGCCAAACACGGUGUAACCGUCGAGCACCAAAUGGAAGCAAAGCGUUCUGCAGAGACAAGUCCUAAAAUGAAAUUGAGUCAGAACGGGAAGGUGGAUUUGGAAAAGUUAAACAGCAAACUCCACUUGGAAUACGAUGCUCACUGGCAGUGGGUUCAGUCUCAGGACGAUGUGACAUUCUUGUAAUUUGACCACCAUUCUGUGUAAUGUGGAAUUUUUGUGUUUCUAUUCUUGAACUGAAAUGCUUGGUUUAUUACCCAGGAAUUUGUAGUGAUUAAGUUUGUCUAGAAAGCUCUAAAAUGAAACUUUGACAGCUACGGCCGUUUAAAUCCUAGUGUGGUGUUGCCUUGAAAGCCGUCAGAUUCUGAUGUCAGAAGUACACUCUUUUUUUGUAUAAAGAUUCCUCCUCAAAAAAAGGAGGUUUUUGGGGAGGUUAUCUGAUAAAUAUUGAUAUUCUAUGAAUGUUGAUGUUUUAAACGGACAGGCCACUACAGAAAGGAUUAUGUGAAUCGGCGCAAAAGAGACAUUUUCUAUAUGUUGUGAUUACAAAAAAAAAUUGGU